Messenger RNA from Drosophila miranda, 2860 nucleotides. It is a transcript of the gene dsb, whose product is annotated as lysosome membrane protein 2. Bases 453 to 2354 code for a protein of 633 amino acids. The record is from RefSeq and is a predicted model, not a curated record. Gene Ontology annotation, cellular component: membrane; cytoplasm. Gene Ontology annotation, molecular function: scavenger receptor activity. Lineage: Eukaryota; Metazoa; Arthropoda; Insecta; Diptera; Drosophilidae. The transcript has 8 exons.
CACUGCCGACUUGCUGCUGCCGCUGCUGCUGCUGCUGCUGCUAUACGACGUCGCUAUAAGUCUUGGGGUUUUGAACAAAAACGUCUUGCCCAGACGACGGUCCAUUCAUGCGAGUUUUUCAUUCCGACGCGUCAACUCUAAAACGACACAUGCUCGGGAGCGUGCGCGAUCGUCAUAUACCACUCAGUCCAUGCAUCUCCCCUCAGAGGCACUAAAAGAACCCCAAAAGUCUCUGUGCUUCAGGAUAAUAUGAGUGACUAAACUUAAACGGAACACGAAUUACAAUUGGCUCUAAAUCAAUUCGUUAAGUGAGUGAAUAUGCGGCUGAUUUGAUUUGUAGAAAGCCCCCAAAAACCAUAAAAAGCCAACCCCAAUCGCCAGAUAGACUUCCUCAACCUUUCCCAACAUUGGAUUAGCUGUGCAGUUUCCAAGAAUUCUCAAAUACUUGAAUUAUGGGCCUGGAAAAACAUUAUCUGAGAUAUGGACGCACUGCUAGAGAUCAUAUACUUGACUGGGCCACCUGUGGGCGUGGUCGUCGACAACAACAACAACAGCAACAACAGCAGCAACAACAACAACAGCAACAACAACAGUUGCAACAGCCACAUCAACAACAACAACAGUCACAGCCAUCCCAGGGAUCCACCGCCACGGGGAGGCGGUCACGCCCUCAUGUAACACACAGAGGAACGCCCCUCUCCAUGCUGAUAUCUCAUGGAGUUAAGAUUAGUAAUAAUAGACUAGCUGUGAUAAUAAUUGGUAUAAUAACCUUAAUAUUAGGCAUACUUUUAACCUCCAUACCCUGGCUGGAUUAUUUCAUACUAAAGAACCUAAGGCUGUGGAAUGAUACAUUGAGCUAUCAUUAUUGGCAAAGACCCGGCGUCAUACGGCUGACCAAGGUCUACAUCUAUAAUGUGACCAAUCCAGAUGGUUUCCUCAGCGGCGAGAAGCCCAAGCUCCAAGAGGUUGGUCCUUUUGUCUACAGGGAAGACAUGGAGAAGGUGAAUGUAAAGUUUCAUGAGAAUAACUACACCGUGUCAUAUCAGCAUAAGAAGAUACUGCAAUUUGUUCCUGAACUGAGUAUUGAUAAGAACACGCCCAUAGUCACGCCCAACAUCCCAUUGCUGACCCUGACCAGCCUCAGUCCGAAACUGGGCUAUCUUCUGUCGAAAACCAUUUCCGUCGUGAUCACGGCAGCCAAUUUCAAGCCCUUCAUCAACGUGACAGCAGAUCAGUUGGUCUUUGGCUAUGACGACGCCCUAGUGAGUCUCGCCCAUCGAUUCUACCCGAAACACAUGCGGCCCAUGGAGCGGAUGGGGCUCCUGUUGGGCCGCAAUGGCACCCUCACCGAGGUAUCCACCAUCAAGACGGGCUACGAGGGAAUGGAUCAGUUUGGCUACAUCGAUUCCCUGAAUGGCAUGAAUCGCCUGCCGCACUGGAACGAGGAGCCCUGCACCAGUGUGGCCGGAUCUGAGGGAUCCUUCUUCCCGCCGCGGGACAUCACCAAGUCGGAGAUGGUCUACAUCUACGACAAGGAUCUGUGCCGCAUUAUUCCACUCAAAUAUGAUCAGACUUUGGAGAAGGAUGGCAUUGCCGCGGAUCUGUUUAGACUGCCAAACAAUUCGUACGGUGACUCCGCCCACAAUCCAGAGAACAAAUGCUUCGAUUCGAACGAGUAUGAACCGGUGCGGGGUCUGCAGAACAUCAGUCCGUGCCAGUACGGUGCACCUGUCUACAUAUCCAAUCCGCACUUUUACGAUGCCCAUCCGGACCUUCUUGACUCUGUAGAGGGUCUGGAACCAAAGCGCGAGAAGCAUGAAACGUACUUCAAAAUACAACCGAAACUUGGAGUACCCCUGGAGGGCAAGGUGCGGAUCCAGCUGAAUCUGAAGGUGACGCGUGCCAAGGACGUCUAUCCAGUGCGUGACUUCCGUGACUUUGUGUUUCCGGUCAUGUGGCUGGAAGAGGGCAUCUCUGAGCUUACGCCGGCCAUCAAGCGUUGGAUAUAUCUUGCCACCGUCAUAGCCCCCAAUGCCGUACCCAUUGGCUCUUAUCUGAUGAUAGUGGGCGGUGCCUCUGCUGUGAUCUUCAGCUUUGUGCGGGCCUACCAGAAUUUUGUCUUUGCCCGCGAUCCCACGCUGGAAAUCCUCGAGAUGGGACGCCGAUCACUGCGGCGUGGCAGUAGCUUCAUUGCCCACCAGCAGCACAGACUGCUGGUGCACCAUCGCGAUAGCUACUCACUUCUCCGACACGGACCCAUGGCGGCCUGCAUGGGGGAUAACGAUGGAGAGGACGCCCAGCCCAUCAUCGACGGCAGCCUCGAGAGCAGCGGGACAGUCAGUCAGGAGUCAUAGUUAGAGCAAGAGAUUUUGAUAGUGAUUUAAGAGUGUGUGUGUUUAUUUUUUUUAUUGAGUGGGUGUGCCUGUGUACCUGUGUACCUGUGUGUGUGUCUGGGAAUAUUUUUACCUAGUUCUAGUUUCGUUCUGGCCAAAAUUGUGGCAUAUACUUCAAGUUCUUGCCACUGGAUAUGCAUAACCAUGACUCAGCUCAGUUUUCAUUUCUACUCAUUCGUUCAUCCUGUAGAUAGAUGUCAGAGUACAUAUAUAUUUUUUUUUUUUUUUAAAUGCUACAAAUAAUUCACUAGUCAAAGUUUACAAUGUGAAAAAUGCGAGCGCUCAUAUCUAGUUUCGUUAGACGUAACUACCUUUUAGUCAUAGAUAUUAAUUAUUUUAUGUAUGUAUGUAUGUAUAUGUUAAAUAAUUUUUAGGCUGAGGAUGUAUGAAAUUAUAAUUGAUAAUAUGAAUUUGUAAACUGAAAGAAAGAAGAAAGAAACUAUUCCUUGGAAUAGGAUUUGGACAGA